AUGUUUGAACAGUUCUUGAUCCCAAUAUGGGUCCACUGUGUCAGGGGGGCAUCUGUCAUUGACUCUAUGUUGUGUUACUAUACUCCCUCCUGGGAAGCUCUCACCUCUGUGACAGAGGCUCUAAAAUGGGGCCAAACACCAGCUGACAGCACCUGGGGCCAUACUAGCAUAUCAGGUCCUCCUGACAAUAGGUGUCAGUAUCUGGAUGUCAGAGAAAUGCAACCAGAGCCCAUUCCUGUAUGGGGUGAUGUAGAUAACCCAUGGGCUCCCUCUGACAAUGGGUGUCAGAGCAGCAGAGGAAAUCAACUCAUCUCUCUUGAUUCCCAAGAAGAGGUGCCUCCUGUGUUUCUGUUUCUGGAGCCCAAACACAACAGUGGACAGUUGCGAGGAGAAGUUUGGCAGGUGUUCUUAGUGUGGUGCCAUGAGGGAAAUAAGAAGAGAGAGGAGAAAAAGACUCCAGCUCAAUGGCAAUCACAUCUGAGCCAUGCAACAUCAGCAGGUAACCAGGAUUACCCUGCCAAGAAGACCAUGGUGUUCAAAUGGCAGCCCCAAGAGGAGUAUGAUGGCUUUCAUCUAUGCAUCUGCAUCAUGAAGAAUGAUAUUCCCUCAGUGUGGAGGGAAUACAGUUCAACUACAAGGAUGUAUGACUCAUUUCAUAAUGAGUGGGACUUGUGUGAUGCAUUAGAUCCCACUAGCAUUCCUGAUGGCGACUGGAAAGAUGAAUUUUUCACUUCUCCCACUCUAUUUGCUCCUCCUGCUCCUCCCACUCUUCCACCGGCACCACCUCAACCUCCAUCACAGGCCAGUUUCUUGCAGGACAUUGAUUAA
Molecule: messenger RNA, 828 nt
Organism: Suillus subaureus
Lineage: Eukaryota; Fungi; Basidiomycota; Agaricomycetes; Boletales; Suillaceae
Exons: 1
Coding region: 1-828 (275 amino acids)
Source: RefSeq, a predicted model, not a curated record